Messenger RNA from Talaromyces marneffei, 1299 nucleotides. RefSeq lists its product as uncharacterized. Lineage: Eukaryota; Fungi; Ascomycota; Eurotiomycetes; Eurotiales; Trichocomaceae. The transcript has a single exon. The record is from RefSeq and is a predicted model, not a curated record. Bases 1 to 1299 code for a protein of 432 amino acids.
AUGCGAAAGGAAAUUCGAAUCCUUGAUCUACGAACGCUUCGUCGGUCGUGGCAGAUUACCGAGAACAUCGGCGCAAAUUCUCCACAGUGGCUCGGUAGCAGCAGCAACCUCAUCUGGCUUGAACCAUUACGAAAUGGAUAUACCAACCUAGUUAUCCGUGAUGCACGGCUUGUCGACAACGAAUACAUAGCAGGCCCUGUACCUGGGCAUAUAUCCAACCUGAGAGUCACCAGUAUACCGUUCAUUGAGGAUACUGAUGAUGACCUAGGAUUCGCAGUCGUCGGCAAAGUCCACACUGACGGCUCUCUUUUUAAUCCUACGGAACAGAGCUCAACUUUUGACAACGUUGCUGGUCACUCACAUACUAAACGACGUGCAGAUUGGUUUACAAGCCCACAAAAUUCAAUCAUCUGGUUCGGAACUCUUACCCGGCCGUCGGAGGCGCCGAAUGGUCGCUAUGUAAUGGGGAAAUUAACCAAUCUAAUGGAUCAUUUCAAACUCACGACAAUAAGUUUACGAAUCACCUCUGGUCAAGAAGAGGACUGUCGUGACUUCGACAUCAAUUCCUGGGCAAUAGCUUUCGUGGGGAGUGAUUUUGAUGAGGAGUCUCAACAAAGCAGUUGUUCAUGCUACGUCUGCCCAAUGCUUCGUUGGGACGGGUAUCCGCUUGAUAGCCUUUAUUAUGCUUUCUCACAUCGGGGCCUGGGGGGUAAUAUCUCAUCGCCUAUUCUGAAGCACAACGACACUACCGUCGCCUUCUUGUCUCAGAAAACCAGAGGAUACAGUUCCGACAAGAAUCGAGUUAUCUUCAUUCAUAAUAAUCAGACCAGCGAGAGUGAAGAACUUUUCGAGUCUCAGGAUGGUAAAUGGCAGUGGGAUUUAAGUCCCAGUGCUAUCACAUAUUGGCUAGAUAGGUCAUUGCUAAUCCAGGUAGAGGAGAAUGGACGUCAGGCUUUGUAUAAACUGAAUCUAGAUAAUUGGUGGCCUGACAAACCCACACCGGCGUCGUUGGAACUGUUGAGCAGUUUUCUUCCUUAUGGAUCUAUAGUCAACGUCACACCAAUGUUUUCUGAGUCGUCUAAAUCUGCAUUACUGAUCUCCUGUCAUGCUCUCAACCAUAGCAAGGAAUAUGUUAUCUUUGAUCCCCAAUCACCUGGACGAAGAAGGGCCGCCCACCUUUUAUCAAUCUUCCCCGCAGCCAAAUCGAAGAAAUUUGGCCAUUGGGCGCAAAUGGGACCAAAGUGCAUACAUGGGUCAUCAAACCUUCUUCCUUCAAGUCUGGACUUAGAUAUCCAGUAA